Messenger RNA from Myripristis murdjan (pinecone soldierfish), 1071 nucleotides. It is a transcript of the gene eif4e2rs1, whose product is annotated as eukaryotic translation initiation factor 4E family member 2 related sequence 1. NCBI's taxonomy places the organism in Eukaryota, Metazoa, Chordata, Actinopteri, Holocentriformes, Holocentridae. Gene Ontology annotation, cellular component: cytoplasm; eukaryotic translation initiation factor 4F complex. Gene Ontology annotation, molecular function: RNA 7-methylguanosine cap binding; translation initiation factor activity. Bases 202 to 876 code for a protein of 224 amino acids. The transcript is spliced from 7 exons. The record is from RefSeq and is a predicted model, not a curated record. Gene Ontology annotation, biological process: translational initiation.
CGUCCCGCGCAUGCGCAGGAGCAGACCCGGAAGCGCACCAGAAGGCAUUGAGCCCAACUGAGCCGCAGCGCGAGAGAGAAACGAAGAAGUGACCGGAUCAAAGGAAGCAAAAGAACCAAAAGAACUUGGAGAACAUAGAGAACAUAAAGACGCGAGAGAACAGCCGCCAGUUCAACUGAGGAACCAACACGGACGGAAGAGAUGAACCCGCUGGAACCUGUAAAGGAUGAAGAGAACCAGGACGAGUCGGUGUGUUGCCGAGACGACAGCAACGGGACCAACAACAACAACAACCACAGACGUAAGGCGGUGUCUCCGGCGGCAGGAGAACAUCCUCUGCAGUAUAACUACACGUUCUGGUACAGCAGGAGAACGCCCAGCCGCCCGGCGAGCACACAGAGCUACGAGCAGAACAUCAGACAGAUCGGCACCGUGGCAUCGGUGGAACAGUUCUGGAAGUUCUACAGUCACCUGGUGCGACCAGGUGACCUGACGGGUCACAGCGACUUCCACCUGUUCAAGGAAGGAAUCAAACCCAUGUGGGAGGACGAGGCGAACCGCAGCGGGGGGAAGUGGAUCAUCCGCCUGCGUAAGGGUCUGGCCAGUCGGUUCUGGGAGAACAUCGUCCUGGCGAUGCUGGGAGAACAGUUCAUGGUGGGAGAGGAGAUCUGCGGGGUGGUCGUGUCCAUACGCUUCCAGGAGGACAUCCUGUCGAUCUGGAACAGGACGUCCAGCGAUCAGACGACGACGUCUCGGAUCAGAGACACUCUGAGACGAGUCCUGAACCUGCCGCCCAACACCAUCAUGGAGUACAAGACACACAAUGACAGCCUCAGGGAUAACUCCAGCUUCAGGAACACGAAGAUCGCUUUAUGAGUCACCUGACCCGACCCGACCAAUCAGGACACAGAUCUGUUCUGUCAGUGGCCACUGGGUGGGGCCAGAGGUUGCUGUGGUUCUGUGUGUGUGUGUGUGUGUGUGUGUGUGUGCGCGCGUGUGGGUGUGUCUGUGUGUGUGUGUGCGUGUGUGUGUCUGUGUGUGUGCGCGCACCCAAAUAAAUGGGCUGAAUGA